GGCGCUGUAGGUGUGUCAUCUACGGGCGAGAUAAAUCGAUCGUUAACAUGGCGUUCACGUUGUGGAACUUAUUGGAAGCAACAUUAUUAUGCUUAAACGCAGUAUGUAUAUUGCACGAAGAACGGUUUUUAGUGAAAAUGGGUUGGGGUGCGAACCAGAACAUCCAGGGGUUUGGGGAACAGCCAUCUGUCAGAUCGCAAGUAUUCAAUCUUGUAAGAUCAAUACGUACUGUGAUGAGAAUUCCACUCAUUAUCCUCAACAUUCUAGUAAUAGUGUUCAAGCUUAUACUGGGUUGAUAGUGUGAAGGAUGUGAAGGAUUUGUGAAGUGUGAAGUACUGCUGUGAUGUGUGAACAGAUGUGCCUGUUAAGUCAUCCAGCACUUACUUAGCAAGCAGCAACUUUUAAACAUGAAGACAAGCUUGUGAUUGUGCAGAUGCAAUUAAAUAUCACUGUUUCAUAAAUAAAUUAUUUUUACAAGAAUACAGUUGAAGUGUGUGCAAUGUAUGUACAUUUGUAUGUAUGAACAAUGUACAUAUGAUGCUAAUGGUACUCGGUAUCAUAUACCUGACAAUUUGAAAAAAUAAAUUUGUUAAUGAAAGUACA
This is a messenger RNA of Cryptotermes secundus, 603 nucleotides long. RefSeq names its product immediate early response 3-interacting protein 1. Gene Ontology annotation, biological process: endoplasmic reticulum to Golgi vesicle-mediated transport. The coding region runs from base 48 to 296 and encodes 82 amino acids. The record is from RefSeq and is a predicted model, not a curated record. Lineage: Eukaryota; Metazoa; Arthropoda; Insecta; Blattodea; Kalotermitidae. The transcript is spliced from 3 exons. Gene Ontology annotation, cellular component: COPII-coated ER to Golgi transport vesicle; Golgi membrane; endoplasmic reticulum membrane.